Messenger RNA from Triticum dicoccoides, 1367 nucleotides. RefSeq names its product SUPPRESSOR OF GAMMA RESPONSE 1-like. NCBI's taxonomy places the organism in Eukaryota, Viridiplantae, Streptophyta, Magnoliopsida, Poales, Poaceae. Gene Ontology annotation, molecular function: transcription cis-regulatory region binding; DNA-binding transcription factor activity. Gene Ontology annotation, biological process: regulation of DNA-templated transcription. Gene Ontology annotation, cellular component: nucleus. Bases 31 to 1194 code for a protein of 387 amino acids. The transcript has 6 exons. The record is from RefSeq and is a predicted model, not a curated record.
UCCCCCUCCUCGCCCCCCUCCCGUCGGGGGAUGCCCAUGCGCUCUCCUCUCGCUCCACACUUCGCUCUCAGUCCCUCCCAACCCUCUCCCGUCGCAGCGCAGCCGCGGCGGGCGCCCAUGGCAGAAUUCUUCAGGUCACUGAUCGUUACUGCCAAGACAAUUGCUACCAUGAUAAUUCACCCCUCGCUUUGCCAGAGUGAGGAAUUGCUUGCAUGGAUGGAGUGCCCAAAUUGCAAGUACCGCAUUGAUAAUACUGAUGUUUUAUCACAGUGGCCAGGACUCCCUGCUGGUGUUAAAUUUGAUCCAACUGAUCUCGAACUGCUUGAACAUUUAGAAGGAAAGGUUGGCAGGGCAGCGUCCCAUGUACUAAUAGAUGAUUUUAUUCCAACCAUAGAGGAGGCCCAAGGAAUCUGCUAUACACAUCCGGAAAAUCUCCCUGGUAUCAAGAUGGACGGGAGCACCGGUCACUUCUUCCACAAAGUAUCCAAUGCAUACGUUGUUGGCAAGCGUAAGCGUCGCAAGAUUAGCAAUAGUGAGCACACUGUUUGUGAUGAGAAUCUCAGAUGGCACAAGACUGGAAAAUCCAGAUCUAUCUUAGAUAAUAACGGUGUCAUAAAAGGGUGGAAGAAAAUAUUGGUUCUUUACAUAGGUUAUCGGAAAGGAGGUGGCAAGACAGAGAAAACUAAUUGGAGAAUGCAUCAGUACCACCUUGGGGUAGAUCAAGAUGAAAAACAGGAGGAACUUGUUGUUUCCAAAGUCUUUUAUCAGGUGCAGUCAAUGAAUGACUCGUUGCCUCUGCAGACUCGUUGCCCAAACGGUAGUCCAUCCGGAACCGAGCAGAAUCAGGAGGAAGGACAGUCCGGCAUGUCUACUGUUCGGGAAGCCGUGGAAUGGCUCGCUGGAAGCUCGUCGCAUGCCGUGGAGGACGCACCGCUGUCUGGCCUGGAUGAGCACCUGUCAAGCGACGGAACCCCGGACGCCGCAUACCCUGUGGGGCAGCCUCUGCCUCUUGACGCGUCGGAGGCGCUCCAGGGGUUCGCCGACCUCGGAGCGCCUCCGGAUGUCUCCCUUCCGCCCCACACGCAGUUCGGGCGGCAGGAUAGCAUGGAGAUGUGGCUGGUCAGCGUGUUAACAGAGGAUGAGGGUGUGUUUGAAGCAGCGGAGCAACAAGAAGAGGCUGGUUUUUCUCCGUGAUGUAGUAGUAUGUUGUAUCUCUGUGCAUGAGCGACGGAUCUCCUAGAAAAUUUUGUAUAUGAUCCUGGAGCUUGCCAACUGAACGUAGCUCGGCUAUGUUUAAUGUUUGUUGUAGUAAGUAGCAGACAUUUGUUUUCAAAUGUAAAUGUGGGAGCACCGCUUCCAAUUUCAUA